AUGGCGUUGGCCACUAAAAGAUCUGUGCUUAAAUCGUCGAUAAUAAAGAUUUCUAAGAUCGCUAACGAAGUACCAGAUGGCGCUGAUGUAUUUGAGCUUGAAAGCGCGUUUGACAGGUUAAACGAGUUGUUUACAAAAUUCGAAGACGUUCACAUGUCGAUAUUAGAAAUAACUGGAAAGGAAAAUUUAGAUUUCGAAAUUAUCGAAUACUCAGACACUGAGGCAUUGGUGCUCGCUUCGAAAGCAAAGCUGAAACGAGCAAUUAAGGCACUUCAACCUCAACAAGAGCCGCAACUUCCACCGCAAGGAGACAAUUUAAAUCAAAACAGAAAUGAUUUUUCUGGUCUAAGAGUUCCACGCAUGGAAGUACCUGAAUUUACCGGAAGUUAUUUGGAGUGGCCGUCAUUUCGAGAUUUAUUCUUAUCGCUGGUUGGUAAUAAUCCUAAAGUACCGAACGUUCAGAAGUUAUCGUACUUAAAGACGAUUGUUGUCGGUGAGACUUCGAAGUUGAUAAAGAACAUCAAAAUAACGAACGACAAUUACCAAGCCGCAUGGGAUCUUCUAGAAGGUCGCUUCGAAAACGACAGAUUAGUAGUUCAUGAGCUUCUGGAGAACAUUUAUUCAAUUCCGAACGCUACUGGUAGCGCCGAUGGCAUCAAGUUGAUUUUAGAUACAACAAUGGAAUCGAUCCGUGAGUUAAAUAAUUUGAAUCGUCCGACGGCCGAAUACAGCGAUUGGCUGGUGUUCCUCAUUGUGAAAAAGUUGGAUUCUUUAUCCUUGGAAAAGUGGAACGAGCUAAUAGGCGAUGAACGAGCGGUAAUUGAGUGGACAAAAUUAGAAGAAUUUUUGAAUACUCGCUUCAGGAUACUAGAAGGAGGUGAACCAGACUCAAAACGAACACCAUCCCAUCAGAAUUUAGCAAGGACAUCGUGUCACGUAUCAGAGAGUCACGCGAAGAGAGAAUCAACGGUUAAAAAAGCGAAUCAUUCCUCGACUCAAGCAUUGGAAUCAUCGUCAAGUUCAUCAUCAUCAGCAUCGAUUGCAAACCAUCUCGUGGAUCACAUCAUUGACACAAACAAAGACAUUUUACUGGCGACAGCUGUCAUUGUUGUUAAUCUUGGUUCCGGAAAAAAGGUAUUUUUGAAAGCUUUACUUGAUCAAGGUUCACAAAUGUCCUUGAUAUCAACGUUCGCUGCAAAGAGACUUAAGUUACAAGCAGAGGUGUAUCAAGGAAUUCCAUUGACUGCGGCAGGCGGUGAAAAAAUUGAAACAAGACGAGGAAUCGCUGAAUUUAGUUUUGGCUCAAGGAUCAACGAUUCGCAAUUUCAGACAACAGCGCUGCUAGUAGACACUGUUACUCGAUAUCAGCAUUCAAAUUACGGCGCUUUUCCCGAAGCUUGCAGGCUUUUCCCAAAAAUCGAAUUGGCCGAUCCCGAGUAUGAAGAUUCGAGUAGAAUUGAUGUUUUAUUGGCUGGAGAUGUGUACAGUCAAGUUGUGUUGGACGGUGUGAAAAAAUUCUGUGGCAUUUUGGUACAAAAUACGAGUUUGGGCUGGAUUUUGUCUGGUCAGUACAACGCAGAGAAUCGCUUGAUGCCAAGCAUCAAUAUUCAUCAAAUGAGUUUUCCUUUGGAGCAAUUACUACGCUCAUUUUGGGAAAUUGAAGAGAUUCAACCCGAUGAAAGGAGUUUAAUGUCGGUUGACGAAUUGGCCUGUGAAAAAUUUUAUGAAGAGUCGCAUCACCGAAAAAGCACUGGUCGUUAUGUUGUUCGGCUGCCAUUCAAGUUGGUCAAAGAAAGCAAAGAACUGGGUUACUCAAGAGGACUAGCAGUUUCCAGUCAAAUUCGUAUGGAGAAUCGUUUCGAGAAAAAUCCAGUGCUGAAAGAGAAAUAUCACAAGUUUAUGGAUGAGUCAGUCAGAUUGGGACACAUGGAGUUGGUAUCAGAAACCGAUUUACAAAAGUCAACAAGCGAGUGUUUUUACAUGCCUCAUCACGCAGUGCUACGCGAAAGUUCAACGACCUCUCUACGAGUGGUGUUCAAUGCGUCUCAAAAGUCGUCCACUGGUGUAUCGCUUAAUGAAUUGUUGCACACUGGUCCCAAAUUGCAGUCUAAUUUAUUCGAUAUUCUUGUCCGUUACAGAAAGCAUAAAGUUUGUUACAUGGCCGACGUAGAGAAAAUGUAUCGCCGAAUCUUUGUGCAUAAGAAGGACAGGGAUUAUCAGCGCAUUGUAUGGCGUAAAGAUGUCAAUCAGCCACUAAAAACUUAUCGUAUGCGUGUCGUAACAGAUGGUAUGUCAUCAUCGCCGUUUUUGGCAAUUCGAACAGUUCGACAACUGGCGGAAGACGAAAAAGAGAACUUUCCGUUAGCGUAUGAGCCGAUAAUGACGGAUUUAUUCAUGGACGAUUUGGUAUCCGGUAGCAAGGAUAUUUCAUCUGGUAUAAAGCAAAUUCGAGACAUAAACAACAUCUUUAAGUCUGGUGGUAUGCAUAUGAGGAAAUGGUCGUCGAAUUUCGAUGAUGUUUUGACAGAAAUAUCGCCUGAGGAUCGUCAAAGCUCUCCAAUCGAGUUCAGUCAGGAUGAAAUUGUCAAAGUUCUUGGGAUUCAAUGGUCACCGUCGACAGAUACUUUCGGAUUCAAGGUUCGACUGCCACCAGUCGAGAGUACAACAACAAAGCGUAAAUUUCUGUCACAUGCUAGCAAACUGUUUGAUCCGUUGGGAUUUAUGGCACCUUGUACCGUAAUCCCUAAAAUAUUGUUUCAGAGACUUUGGGAAACAAAGCUGAAAUGGGAUGACUUGCUUCCAGAUGACAUAAGAAAGCGUUGGGUCAAAUUUCAUGGCGAACUACCACUGUUGGAGUCAAUCCAAAUCCCUCGAUUUUUUGGAUUAUCGGAUGACAUUGGAUCUGGUGCAUUUGAGCUUCAUGGGUUUUCCGAUGCGUCAGGUCUCGCCUAUUCUGGUGUCGUUUAUACACGAGUUCAGCAUCCAGAUGGUACAAUACAGGUGCAAUUGUUGGCUGCAAAAACGAAGGUGGCUCCGGUGAAAAGAAUCACGAUUCAUUGUGGAGAACUCUGUGGCGCACUAUUGGUGAGUCGUUUGUUAAAGAAAGUUUUGCUUUCGUUAAAGGUUGCCGAUGUUUCGGUUUAUGGAUGGACUGACUCUGAAGUUGUCUUGGGUUGGUUAAAGAAAAGUCCUGGAACUUGGCAGCAGUUUGUCGGUAACAGAACGGCUCAAAUAUUGGAUAUCGUACCAUUCCACCAAUGGGGAUACGUUGAAUCGAGUCAAAAUCCUGCUGACUGUGCGUCGAGAGGUAUUAUGCCAAGUCAAUUGGUGUCGCAUCCGUUGUGGUGGAAAGGACCAAGUUGGCUUAGUGAAGCCAAGUCUCAAUGGCCAUCCACAGUUAACCCACUGCAAUUGUCAACUACUGAUAUCAUGAAGAAGAAGUCAAUCAUGAAUUUGGUUGCAGUAGAUCCGAGAAAUCAAUUAUUGGAACGAUAUUCAUCAUUGCGACGACUUGUGCGUAUAACAGCGUGGUGUAUGCGAUUCGUUACGAACAUACGACAAAGGAUUUCCGACAGAUCUGGAGGGUGUCAAUCAUCAGCGCAGCCAGUCUGGGGGCUGCGGAAACAAAACCUGCAUCAUGGGGGACUGAGGAAAUGCAUGUCCAGACACCCGAACACAGAUCUGAAUUCGGUUCAAUUCCUAACUGCUGUUGAGUUGCGAAAUGCACUCAAGAUUUGGAUCCGAGUGGUUCAAGAAUCUGCUUUUGGUGCAGAAUUGAAGAGAUUACGAGCAAACAAGCCCGUUCGCCGUGGGAAGCUAAGGAAGUUAAAUCCAAAAUACGAUCAUCAAGAAGGUGUCAUCAGAGUCGGAGGCCGCUUAACAAAUGCUCACAUUUCAUACGACCAAAAGUUCCCGAUUGUUUUGCCGAAUGAUGGUUCUUUGACUCAGUUACUUAUUGCCGACGCUCAUAUCCAUACAUUGCAUGGUAACGUUCAGCUGAUGUUACAAUAUUUGAGGCAACAUUACUGGAUUUUUGAUUCGCGACGAAUCGUUCGGUCAUUUAUUAAGAAUCGAUGCAAAACGUGUCUGAAGUGGUCAAGCACGAAGCAAAAACAACAAAUGGCUCCAUUUCCGCGUCCGAGAGUUCAAGCGUCGAUAUCUUUCACUUUUACUGGAGUGGAUUUCGCUGGUCCCGUUUACAUUAAAGACAAGGGACGUGGAAAGAAUCAAUCGUUGUCGAAGGGCUACAUAGCUGUGUUCAUUUGCUUAUCUACGAAAGCCAUCCAUUUGGAAGCUGCUGAAGAUUUGUCAACUCGCGAGUUUAUAGAAACGUACAAGCGGUUUGUUAGUCGUCGGGGGAAGCCUUCGAAAAUGCACAGCGACCAUGGUUCCAAUUUUGUUGGUUGUACAACUGAGUUAACGAAGGCACAAGAAAGAGCAAUGCGUCAACAGAUGGGAGAAAUAGCCGCGUUACUGGCUGAUGAUGGAAUUGAAUGGGAAUUCAAUCCUCCAACGGCAAGUCAUUUCGGAGGAAUUUGGGAAGCAGCAGUGAAAUCAAUGAAGUUCCACCUCAAACGGAUUGUUGGAUCAGCACAUCUUACGUUUAAGGAGCUAACAACGCUUUUAUGUCAAAUCGAGUGUGCGUUGAAUUCGAGACCAAUAUGCAGCUUGACCGAUGAUGUAGACGAUUUGAAUUUCUUGACGCCAGGACAUUUUACCAUGGGGAGGAACCCAACCACUUUGCCUGAAGAAUCUUUUAUCGAUAUCAACGAGAAUCGCUUAACCAAAUGGCAACGGCUUCAGCAAAUGUAUCAGAACUUUUGGAGCAGCUGGUCGAAGGAAUAUUUGUCGAAUUUGAGCGAUCGUUCGAAAUGGUUCGAUACCGAAGACAAUUUGAAGAUUGGCGAGCUGGUUAUUUUGAAGGAGGACGAUUUACCACCAACUAAAUGGCUCAUGGGUCGUGUUAUCGAGGUGCAUCCAGGAGGCGACAAUUUGGUUCGGGCGGUUACAGUUCGCUUGAAAUGCAAACAUCAUACUCUAACUAGACCGAUUCAUAAGCUCUGCAGGUUGCCGUUUUUGCGCUCCGAUGAAUUGGAUGUCGGACUUUAG
This is a messenger RNA of Bradysia coprophila, 5109 nucleotides long. RefSeq lists its product as uncharacterized. NCBI's taxonomy places the organism in Eukaryota, Metazoa, Arthropoda, Insecta, Diptera, Sciaridae. Gene Ontology annotation, molecular function: nucleic acid binding. The record is from RefSeq and is a predicted model, not a curated record. Gene Ontology annotation, biological process: DNA integration.